Molecule: messenger RNA, 633 nt
Organism: Austrofundulus limnaeus
Lineage: Eukaryota; Metazoa; Chordata; Actinopteri; Cyprinodontiformes; Rivulidae
Gene: tmub1
Product: transmembrane and ubiquitin-like domain containing 1
Biological process (GO): ERAD pathway
Molecular function (GO): protein binding
Source: RefSeq, a predicted model, not a curated record
AACCUACUUUGCGGGCCAGGAGCAGCAGGUCCGGCUCAUCUACCAGGGUCAGCUGCUGCAGGAUGACGCUCGGACCCUGGCCUCCCUGAACCUGGUCCAUAACUGUGUCCUUCACUGUCACAUCUCUCAGCACAUGUCUAGGGGGGCCGCGGGGGGCCCGCGUGCCACCGACCAGGUCCAGGUGGCCCUGAACGUGGGCAGCCUGAUGGUCCCCCUGCUGGUUCUGAUGCUGUCCGUCCUGUGGUACUGUCAGAUCCAGUACAGACAGUUCUUCACUGCCCCCGCCACCGCCUCGCUGGUGGGCAUCACCAUCUUCUUCAGCCUGGUGGCCUUUGGAGUCUACCGCCGCUAGCUGCUCUCUGAUUGGCUGCUGCUGUGGACAGCUGCUAGCUGCUCUCUGAUUGGACAGGGAGUGUAGUAUGUUUCCGUUGCCAUGGACAUCAUCAUGUAAACAAGGACUUAGGGUGGUAACCCUGGAUUUUUUAGAUUCUCAUCAUUGUGCCUCAAAGACUGUUAGGUCUGUGUGGAUGCAGCACACCUGUCUGUUCCACACCUGUCUGUUCCACACCUGUUCCACACCUGUUCCACACCUGUGUGUUCCACACCUGUCUGUUCCACACCUGUCUGUUCCAC